AUGCCUACCAUGAACGAAUCGUCGUAUUUUCUUCCCGUGAACAAAGUCGAGGCUGAAAGGCUGAUGAUGCAGCAUACUGUCCUGAUAGAUGCCCUGGGAGGUCGCCUCGUGUGUGCUCCGAUUGAUCUCUCGAAACCAGGUCUCAAAAUCCUCGACUCCGGAACCGCAGAUGACACCAGUUUCUAUAUCCAUAACAUAUCCAAACCAUGGCCAGAAACAGAAUUGGGAACCUUCGAUCUAGUCCAUCAACGUCUCACGCUCCCGGGUGGCGCUCCAACUCCACUUGCCACAAUUGUCAGACAAUUGUUUGAUCUUGUGAAGCCAGGCGGUUGGAUACAGCUGGUUGAGGCAGAGCAAACCGGGCCGGAUGCAGGAUCGGUAUUCCAUGAGUUCCUAGGCCUUGUGAGGGCUUUAUUUGAUGCGACAGGUGCUGGCUGGCACUAUGCAGAUAAUUUGAAGCAGUGGCUUGAAGAUGCGGGGGCUGUGGAUGUACACGACAUGACUGUGAAUAUGGGGUUCGGCAAGAAGAACGAAAACCCAGACUUAGCUGCAGGAAGUGCGAGAUGUACCGCACAAGCGAUGGAGGGGUUGGUCAUGCACGCAAAAAGUAUGGACGCAACAUAA
Messenger RNA from Periconia digitata, 624 nucleotides. Lineage: Eukaryota; Fungi; Ascomycota; Dothideomycetes; Pleosporales; Periconiaceae. The record is from the annotation of a GenBank genome assembly.